AUGGCAGUCCCUUCUGGAAAAACACCAAUCAGUUUCCUGCAAGAAUUAUGUACAAAGCGAGGAAUCACCCCUCAGUAUGACUUGCUGGCUAACGAAGGCGCUGUCCAUGAACCAGUAUUCAUCAUGCGUGUAACCGUGGGCGACAUCAUUGCUACUGGAAAAGGCACCAGUAAGAAGAAGGCAAAACAUGCUGCAGCACAGAGUGCACUCAACCAAAUCCUGUGCAUGCCAAACGGAGUGGAAAUAAAACCAGAAGGAUCGGCGCCUGAGGCUACCCAACAGAGCCAGCCAGACAGCGAAGAGCUAGGGGCUGGGAACCCUGUCGGGGAGCUUCAGGAGUUCACACAGAAAAGACUCAUCAAACCUCCCGUGUACGAGUUCACCACCGAACAAGGACCUCCUCAUGCACGCGAGUUUGUCUGUGUGGUCAAGCUCGGCAAAUUCACAGAGAAAGCUACUGGGCGGUCCAAGAAAUCGGGCAAGCGGGCAGCAGCUGCCACCAUGUUGAUGCAUAUCAAGAACCUGAUGCAGGAUGGCGAGAAAACCACCAACAUCGAGGAAUCUGACGACGAGGAUGAGAUGCCACUGUCUUCAUCUGAGCUUAGAGCAUCCUACACUGCCCUGAAGGAAGGAAAGAAGAAGAUCCCAGUCCCCAACCCCCAGCAGACCAAGGAGAUCCAGAAGUUUUACGAGAAAAUCCUAAAAUCAGACAAUAAAACCAUGCAGAAGUUGAAGAAGCAGCCACUGAAUGCUCCCUCCACUAACUACUGCCAGAUGCUACAGGAGAUCGCUGAAGUUCAACGCUUUGAAGUCAGCUACAUGGACAUCGCUGAAAUGAGUGCUUCAGCCCAGCACCAGUGCUUGGUCCAUCUCACAACCCUGCCGAUCGCUGUUUGUCAUGGAACAGGAAACACUGUGGACGAGGCCCAUGCUCAGGCAGCCCACAAUGCACUUCAAUAUCUCAAGAUUAUGACGAAGUCUUAACAAUGUUCCCCAGGACGUCCCAUAGCCUCACUUUGAACAAAUGGUUGCUAUGGCAUAAAACUGCCAUAUUUAGAAUUGUGACUUUUUAUGUAAUGUUUAUUUAUCUGUGUUAAGAUGAAAGGUACUUCUAGCCACAGAUGAUCAAUGAAAUACAUUUAUGUUCACAAAACAGAACUUUUGAGAGCGUAGUGUUCAAUGUUUUCAUAUGAUAGUAACGUUUUAAACUGGGAAUAUCUAUAUUUUUAUCCAUGUUGUUCAAGCAACAACUUUAAUUCAAUUUCAUGAACCUGCUUUGUAACAUUUCAAUCUCUUAAAGGACAUAUUUAAAAAUUCCUAACAACAUGUUAUCUCGGAUGUUCCUAUGAAAAAACAUAUACAUCUUUUAGAUGAAUAAUUUAUUUUUGGGAAAAAAACCAGAAAAACAUUCUGAUCUUUGAUUUCCUCUUCAACCUGCAUAUCAAAAGAAAACAUUUAAGUCAUCAUAAACAUUUUUAGAUUUUCUUCAGUAUUUAUUGAAUUAAUCUUAAGGUUCAAAACUAUCGUUAUAUUUGUAUGUGAAGUAGAAGUUGUAGACACUGUAGUACUCCAUAGAGUUCUUAUUUGUAUAAAAUCGUAGUGUAUUUAUAAACAUCAAAGAGCAGGCCUCUUACAACUAUCAACCAAGGCAUUGUCACAGAAAUACGAAUCCAGUUUUUAAAAUGAAAUGGUUUUGCAAUUUUCUAAAACUAGCAAGUUCAAAUCGACGUUUUAGUCAUUAAAUUAUUUGAAGAAAGCCAUGAAUGUAA
This is a messenger RNA of Mizuhopecten yessoensis (Yesso scallop), 1769 nucleotides long. RefSeq names its product RISC-loading complex subunit tarbp2-like. The transcript has 6 exons. The record is from RefSeq and is a predicted model, not a curated record. Lineage: Eukaryota; Metazoa; Mollusca; Bivalvia; Pectinida; Pectinidae. Bases 1 to 984 code for a protein of 327 amino acids.